CACGGUCAAGGUCAUCAGAAGGUUAGAUCACUCAUGAAAUGUCCAGAUCUCCUGGUCCAAUACUGGUAUACGAUCAAAAGAAGAGGAAAUGCGCGUUGCAGGAAGACGAUCAAACUGGUAGAAAUCUUUCGCGUUUAUUGGAAAUAUUACGUACAUAUAAACCUGAUCUAGCUUCUGAACUUUUGCUCUCACUGAGUUCAUUUCCAAGGUUUAUAAGCUGUGUUCAAAAUCAAUAUCUUCUUGACAAUUUCGACCCACUUGUAUUUAUCGGAGAUGGUGGUUUCGGAACCGUUUACAAGACAAGACACAAAAUUGACGGGAGGGCCUACGCAAUCAAGAAGAUUUCCGGCUCACGUCCGAGAGAUACUCUCGAGCUUGCUAGGUCUGAAGUGUAUACAAUGUCGCGACUUAAUCAUGUAAACAUAGUUAGAUAUAUCACGUCAUGGCUAGAUUACGAAUGGAUAUCUGUUGAAAGCAAUAGUGAAGUUUCCAACUGUAAUCUUACUUAUACAUGUACUAAUAAUUAUUUAACUCAUCCAUCAACCAUUAUGAAUAUAAAACAUAUUGAGUCUAGAAAUAAUCGUACUCCGGUUAAAUCUUCAUUUAAUACUCUUCUUACGCCCAAUAAAUUUAAUGAUUCUUGGGAAAUUAAUGAAAACCCAGCAACCAAUGCAUUAUCACUACCAGAUGAAAGACGAAAGAAAAAACGUAGAAAUAAUCUGAAAGUCGAUACUUCAUCAGAUAUCAAAGCAUUCGUUCCUAAUAAAGAAUUAAUUCCUGUCAAUCAUUUUGAUAAAUCACAUCCCGGUUUGUGUAUUCGACGACCUGUUCUUUGUAUUCAAUUAGAACUAUGUCAGUAUAAUUUAGCAGAUUGGUUACGGCAUAGAAAUAACUUGCACUCUAUUAAUACUUCUAUCCCCAAUAAUCAGUUGAAUAUCUCACCGCUUUUAUAUCAAACAGUUCAACGUGCUCCUGUUCGUUGGUUAAUGGAUCAAAUAGUUUCAGGUGUUGCGUAUUUACAUUCUGAAAAUGUAAUUCAUCGUGAUCUUAAGCCUGAAAAUGUACUAAUAUGUGGGCCUCCAUUGCAUUCAAUCACUAAUAUCCCAUGUACAUGUAUUGUUGAUCGACGAUUAUCGCAUAAACAUUUGGACAACGAAAGAGAAAACUCAAUCCAUUUGUCUUCAUCUUCCCUUUUACCAACAAAUAAUAAUAAUGAUUAUUAUAAUAAUUAUAAUGACAAUAGUUGUAAGCAUUCAGUUUCAAAAGUAUCAAAUUGUUAUCAUCAAUUAAUUGUGAAAAUAUGUGAUUUUGGAUUGGCAAGAAUAUUGUUAGAUUAUCCAUCAUUUAAUGUAAUGAAUUCAUACUCUGAUUCAUCAGACAUUUUGCAUUCAUUUAACAAAAACACACAUGUACAAAAUCAAAAUGAUACCAACAUAUCGAAAUUUUCAUCUCAUUUAAAAUCAUUAUCUUUAUCACAGUCAAAUCAAACUUCAUUGUUUAAUGAAACUAGUUUAUUACUUAAUGAUGAUGAUAAUAAUAAUAAUAACGAUGAAGAUAACAGUGAUGAGUAUCCAUCGUUAUCGAUAUUGUCAACAUCAUCUAGUCGAAGUACUGAUUCGGAUAGUUUAAUUCAGUUUAAAAACAGUUCAAGAUAUUCUUCAGAUAAUUUAUCAGAAUAUGAUGAAUCAAUAAUGAAUUCUAUACAAUCCAAUCAAAAUGGAAGACAAAAUAAAAUGAAAUCUAAUCAGGAAUUCACUAUAGUGAAUUCAUCUAAUAAUAAUAAUGUAUAUCAAACAAAUGAUAAUUCUGACGAAAAACAUUUAUUAUUGUCAAAAUAUAAACCAGUAACGACAACUAAAACACAUCAGACAUUGUUUUAUUUAACAGCUGAUUUAGGUAGUUCAAUUUAUACUGCACCAGAAGUUCAAAAUUAUUGUAAAAAUAAAUCACAUCAACGAACAUUGUACAAUUAUAAGGUUGAUAUUUAUAGUUUAGGUGUAAUAUUCUUUGAAAUGUUACAUCCAUGCUUUACAAGAUCUGAAUUAAUAACCUAUUUAGAACAAUUUAUCAAUGCAUCAUCAUUAACUAAUUAUCGUAAUAUGAAUAAUCAGAACAUCUCAAAUGAUCUUACCAACCAGUGUAAUAUUAAUGUUCAUACUAAACAUGGAAUUAUGGAUUAUUUGUUAGAUAUAUUUCCUCGUUCAAUGCUGUCAACUUGGCCUUAUGAAAGUCAAUUAGUUGCUAGAAUGUUAAAUCUUCAUGUUCAAUAUCGUCCUAAUGCAAUGGAAAUAUUAGAAAUAUUAUCAGUCAACUCAGAGAGGAUUAUAUUUUAAAAGUUUUUGUUCAAAAGUCAAACUGUCUGUUGGCAGCAUUCGUCACAGUUUGAAGUAACUUGUCGUUCCAUUAAGAACUGAUGAAUACUUGAUAUCUGUUUCGUCCUAAUUUUAAACCCCACAGUAACGUGCACCUAUGACCUAACUAGUGACUGACUUAUAGUUUCCAGAUCUCGGGGAAAAUCGCAUCACUGUAGAUGCAUCUAAUUCAUUUGUAGAUAUUGUUUCUAAGAAUUUGAAAAUGGAAUCAACAAUACACGAAGAUAAAAAAGUAUCUUAUCCACUGAAAGGCAACUUUUCAAAUUAUCAAUUAAUUGAUUAUUUGAUAUGGCGUAAUCGAGAACUGGAACAAAAACUCCAUGAAACACAAGAACGUCUUUCUCUGUAUGAAAAAGCAGAUAAAAUAGAAAAUGUAUAGGGAUGAAUUUUCUGCAUCACUAGAUAAAAUGAGUUAUUUUUAUGAUCAUCUAACUUUCUUCAUGAUAGUUUCAUGUACAUAACAUAGAAAUAAAUGAUUAUUUAUUUUGAAAAGUUUUUCUCCUUCUAACAAAAUGAAUCCAAUGGCUAUAUAAGGAUAAUUCAGUGAAUAAAAUUUUCUUUUUGACAAAUAUCAUUUGCCAAAGUUGUACAUAGUCACAUUUUGGUAAGUAGUAUCAUUGAAGCAGAACUGUCCCUCAUUGUGUUAUCUUAAUUUUGCUCCAAUGACAAUGGGUUUGUUUCAUUAUUUUUUUUGGGCAAUCAUAAAAUCUAGAUGCAUGUGCUACACUGUUUUACUCGUGAUUAUUUUGGGGUCACAAGGUUGUAUUGUCAUGCUUGACAUUCAUUGGUAGUAAUAAAUUACAUUCACUGAAGAA
Schistosoma rodhaini is the source of this 3187-nucleotide messenger RNA. The record is from the annotation of a GenBank genome assembly. NCBI's taxonomy places the organism in Eukaryota, Metazoa, Platyhelminthes, Trematoda, Strigeidida, Schistosomatidae.